AUGUCGACUAAGGCGCUUAUUCUUGUUGGAGGAGGUACUCGUGGUACCCGGUUCAGACCCAUCAGUUUGGACACCCCAAAGGUUCUUUUCCCCGUGGCAGGAAAGCCCAUGUUGUCGCAUGCUAUUGACGCUGUGGCCACUUUGCCCUCGGUCAAGGAGAUCAUUUUGUUUGGUUUCUACGAGGAGUAUGUGUUCAGAGACUUUAUCCACGACACCGUCCGUCAGUACCCCCACCUCUCGAUUAAAUAUUUGAGAGAGUACAAGGCCAUGGGCACGGCAGGUGGUUUAUACCAUUUCCGAGACGAGAUUCUCAAGGGCUCACCCCAGCACUUCUACGUGAUCCAUGCUGAUGUUUGCUCGUCGUUCCCCUUGAAAGAAUUGGCCACUUUCUUCGAGGAAAAGAAAGCUAAAGCAGUUAUUCUUGGAACUCGUGUGCCUGCUAAGAUUGCUAAUAACUUUGGUGCUAUUGUAGCCGACGAGGACCAGAAAGUGGUUCAUUAUGUGGAGAAACCCGAGUCACACAUUUCGACUUUGAUUAAUGCCGGUGUGUAUUUGUUUGAUAAGAGCUUUUUCCAGGUGAUGAAAGAGGCUCGUCAAAAGAAGGUUCAAGAUGCUAAUGAUCAUGUUUACUUCUCGGAAGACCAGAAUGACCAGGAUAUCCUGCGUUUGGAACAGGAUGUGCUUGUUAAGUUUGCCGAGCGCGAGGAGUUGUAUGUGUAUGAAACCAAGGAUUUCUGGCGUCAAGUGAAAGAAGCCGGAUCUGCUGUGGCUGUGAACUCGUUGUAUUUGCAACAACUUUUCCAAUCAAAUCCCAAGGCUCCUGGUUUGGCUGCUCCUUCGGCUAAUAUCGUGCCUCCUGUGUUUAUUGAUCCACUUGCCGAGGUCGAUGUGUCUGCUAAAUUAGGACCCGAUGUGUCGAUUGGACCUCAUGCCAAGAUUGGAAAGGGAGCCCGAAUCAAGGAUUCGAUUAUUCUCGAGCACGCGCAAGUCAAGGAUAACGGCGUAGUUCUACACUCGAUCCUGUGUAGCGGUACGAAGGUAGGCCAAUGGUCGCGAGUUGAGGGUUCGCCUAACAACCACAAUACUUACACCGCCACCACCGAAAAAGACGGUGUCCGCAUGCAAACCGUGUCCAUCCUUGCCACCAACGUCAGCGUGGCCGACGAGGUCCACGUGCAAAACACCAUCGUCCUGCCCCACAAGGAGAUCAAGAACGAUGUCAAGAACGAGGUCAUCAUGUAA
Messenger RNA from Sugiyamaella lignohabitans, 1242 nucleotides. RefSeq names its product mannose-1-phosphate guanylyltransferase (gene PSA1). The transcript has a single exon. Lineage: Eukaryota; Fungi; Ascomycota; Dipodascomycetes; Dipodascales; Trichomonascaceae. Gene Ontology annotation, molecular function: transferase activity. The record is from RefSeq and is a predicted model, not a curated record. Gene Ontology annotation, biological process: biosynthetic process. Gene Ontology annotation, cellular component: cytoplasm. The coding region runs from base 1 to 1242 and encodes 413 amino acids.